Helianthus annuus (common sunflower) is the source of this 1692-nucleotide messenger RNA. RefSeq lists its product as uncharacterized. The coding region runs from base 1 to 1692 and encodes 563 amino acids. The transcript has 5 exons. The record is from RefSeq and is a predicted model, not a curated record. Lineage: Eukaryota; Viridiplantae; Streptophyta; Magnoliopsida; Asterales; Asteraceae.
AUGGUGGAAAAGAAUAACAAUUUGGUUACUAUAAAAAGUGGAAAUACUGACCAGAGCUCCCUUCCUGUCAUUGUGGCAUCAAUGUAUGGUAGAAAGCGAAUGGUUCACUAUCUCUACUCUAAGACCCCAAAACACCUACUAGACCCAAAUAACCCUGACCCGAAAUACAGAUUGGAUGGUGUGUUGCUACUGAAUAAUUUGAUCACCGCAGAUUUCUACGAUAUUGCUUCGGAGCUACUCAAGUUGUUCCCAAAGCUUGGCAUCAUGGCGGAUCACCAUGACAAUUAUGCUCUUCACAAAUUAGCACAUAAGCCUUCUGCAUUUGCAAGUGGAAGCAAAUUUCCAUAUUGGAAACAAUGGAUCUAUAACUGUGUGUGUAUACAUUCUCCUUGGGAAGUUGACACCAAAAUCAAUACCCCUGGUGAUCAUCAAGAUGAAUUCAUCAGCCACCCUAGCUCUCUACAUCAGCUAGGUUGGAUCAUGCUACGGCUAAUCGUACCCGAUAUCAAGCAUUUGCAUGACAGAAAGUUAGUAAAUGAUGAAGCAAGUAACCUCCUCGGCUGCAUUUUCAAGGAGAUAAAAGGCAUGAAACUCUUAGAGCUUGAAAGAUUGGAAAUUGACAAGGCGGUGCACAAUGCAAUUAAGCAUGGAAUAAUUGAGUUCGUAGAGGAACUAUUAACAUACAAUCCUGAAUUCAUAUGGAGGAAAGACAAAAGAGGAAGAACAACCUUUUCACAUGCAAUUGUUCUUCGCCAAGAAAAUAUAUUCAGUCUUUUCUAUAGAUUGGGAACAAAGAAAAGCAUAGUGGCAAGUCGACAUGAUAUAUUUCAGAAUAAUUUUCUACAUCUUGCAGCGAAGCUCUCUCCUCCGGCUCAACUUGAGCGUGUUUCAGGAGCUGCCUUACAAAUGCAGAGGGAACUGCAGUGGUAUAAGGUAGCACAAAGUUUCUCUGCGGUGCUACAGAAAAAAGAGGUGGAAAGCUUAGUACCACCCAAUUACAAAGAUCAAGUGAAUGAAAGCCACAGAAAGCCUGCCACUUUAUUCACUCAAGAACACAAAGAUCUCGCAAAAGAAGGCGAAAAAUGGAUGAAGAACACUGCAGGAUCAAGUAUGAUUGUAGGAACUCUUAUUGCUGCAGUCAUGUUCACGACUGCCUUCACUGUACCCGGUGGGAAUGACGAAAAAAGUGGCCUACCCAUAAUGUUACACACAGACAGUAACGUGUUCAUGAUAUUCAUGAUAUCAAAUGGACUUUCUCUCUUUCCAUCAACAACUUCUGUUUUGAUGUUCCUAGGAAUUCUCACCGCACGAUACGCAGAGGAUGAUUUUCUUGUUUCCUUGCCCACCAAAUUGAUCCUUGGAAUUGCAUGCCUUUUCUUCCCUAUAGUUACCAUGAUGAUAUCAUUUGCUACUGCAUUGUAUCUUGAGCUCCAUAAGACACUAUCAUGGGUCUCCAUACCUCUUAUUCUUCUAUCUACUUUCCCCGUUGUUCUUUUCUCUGCACUUCAGUUUCCUCUCCUAAUUGAAAUGGUUAUUCGUACAUAUGGAUCUUCAAUUUUUGACAAACAUAGUAAACAUGCCUCCAUGAUCAAGAAACCUCAGCAAUACCCCCCACAACAAAAGAACGAUGAUUACUCGAUGAAGGUGGAAGUUAUUGGAGAUUCGUCAAUGAAUGUCUGUCAGCAUGGAUAG